CAGCGCGUCGCCAGUCGCCAGUUCGCCGUGAGCGCUCGUGAUGCGAGGACGUUCUGUGAUUUCAUCUAGGAGCGUAACGUCGCUUUCUCACCUCGAGCUUUGAGAAGAGGGAAAAAGAGAGGAGAGAGAGAAAGAGAAAGAAGUAGAGAUAGAGAUAGAAAGAGAGAGAGAGAGAGAGAGAAAGAGAGAGAGAGAGAAAGAGAAAGAAAGAGAAAGAAAGAAAGAGAUAAGGAGAGGGAAUUGUGGCUCCCAUCGCGUUCUAUUCACGCCUGUCAUCUUUUUUCGUGUUGCCGUUUGCUUAUCGUCACUCGCGCGCGCGAUUUGGACUCUGACGAAAGGUGAAAAGACGCGCUGAUAGAGAGGGAGGACAGACGGACAGACAAACAGGAAUAUAGAGUGGGGAGAAAAGAAGAUUCUACGAACGAGUAAAGCGAGAAAGAGUGAGAGAGCUUUCCAAAGGUGAAAGAGAAAGAGAGAGAUAUAGAGAGAAAGAGAAAGAGAUAGAUAGAUAUAUAGAUAGAGAGAGAGAGAGAGAGAAAGAGAGAGAGCUUUUUUUAACGUGCAGCAUGUAACGAGAAGAUCGGCCUUCGACGACGAGACAUAGAGUAACCUUGUUUCUGCGUUCCAACCUACGCUCUUCUCAUGACACACACAUAUACACAGAGAGAAUACAAUCACUCACUCAUACACAAAUACAUGUCUCUCCCGUAACUCCGUAAGCUUUAGAAAGGAAGCACGACGAGCGGAGAGAACGCACGCCACGACAUUUUUCCGCUCGAAAUACGUAGUAUAUACGAAGUACAUACGUGCGUACGUAGUUUGAAGGUGGUGGAAGUUGCGAGAGAGAGAGAGAGGGGGAGAGAGAGAGAAAGAGAGAGAGAGAGAGACCGAGAAUAUAUCACGUCGAAGGAUCUCGCAGAGGAGAGAGACCAGCUGAUCGUGGAUCGCGGAUAUAUACACGUUGCUGCUCUUCGCGCCGGAUAAGUUCGCCGCGGCGUGUGUGCGUGCGCGGCUCGAUCGUGUCGUCGUCCUACGUCGGCCGCCUACUCCUUUUACUCCUCUUUUGCAGAAGAUACAGUAAGAGAGAGAGAGAGAGAGACAGAGAGGGAGAGAGAGAGAGAAAGAGAAAAAGAGAGAGAGAGAGAGAAAGAGAAAAGGAGAGAGAGAGAGAGAGAGAGAGAGAGAGAGAAAGAGUGGGAGAGAAAGAGAACAUACGCUUUUGUGACGUUACCGUGGUGGACAAUGACGGAUUCGAGCGGACAGAUAGUGUGUGCGUGUUAGUUGGAGAUAGAGAAAGGAGAAAGAUAGAUAGAGAAGACGGCAGUAGAGAAAAAAGAAGGGGAGCAUAAAGAGAGGGGGAGAGAGAGAGAUAGACAGAGAACCAAGUGUCGAACUUUGCUACGUGAUAUCAACGUUAAAGUUGUGCGUGAAAGGAGAAUCGCGCGAUGCGUUAAAGUGUGAGAAAGAGAAAGAACGAGAGAGAGAGAGAGAGAGAGAGAGAGAGAGAGAGAGAGAAAGAGAGAGAGAGAGAGAGAGAGAGAGAGAAAGAGAAAGAUAGGUGAUAUAGAAAGAGAGAAAAGAAGAAAAAGAAGAAACUAUUCGGACUCUCAUUGCUUUCCUCUCCGUUCGAUCUGAUCGAGGGAGAAUCUUCGUCGUCGUGGUUAAAAUUGACGCGGGUGGGUACGCUCCUCCCGCAUAAGGGAGAAAGACAAGGAAAGAUAGCGGCGAAGAGAGACGGAAGACACUCGACGAAGGGGAGAAGGAAAACAUUUCAACAGAGCCGGCUGAUAUAUCCGAGGACGAUCACUAUUCAAGCGCGCUCAUGAAAGACGCGGAUAAGCUGAAGCUGAUGCUGCUAGCGUGGAAUUAUAAUCUUCAACAGCAGGCUCAGGCUCAGGCUCAGGCACAGGCACAGGUACAGGCGCAGGCUGCGAACGCGGCCCUCUCGCCAAAUAACUCUUCGACAACCACGGCCACCACAGUUGGCACACCUGUCACCAGCCAAUCGACUAUUUCCACGGCAAACAACACCAUUAACAACUCCACUCUUACAGACGCACGGAAUGGUUCGACAGAGUUGGUGGACAUACCGACAGGUACGGUGCCAAGCUUGGGUACCAUGGCUGGCGUUGGCAGUGAGGAUAUGGCGUCUCUAUGGGCGUCUUAUGCUAUGGGCCUGAAAAAGACACCACCACCAACUUCAUCGACGACGCCUUCGCGUUCUGAUCGCGAUCGAGAAUCCAGUCCGCCUGGCGAAGGUACGGGGAGUGCCCACGAUGAAACUAGUAGCAGCGGGAAUAAGGAGGACGAGGAUGACGAUGAUGAGGAUGUUGAUGAGAGGUUGGACCCCAGACAUCAUGAUCCCGAACGUCUUAAAGCUUUCAAUAUGUUCGUGAGACUUUUCGUCGAUGAGAAUCUCGAUCGUAUGGUGCCAAUCUCAAAGCAGCCCAAGGAAAAGAUACAGGCCAUCAUCGACAGUUGCACCAGACAGUUCCCAGAGUUUGCCGAAAGGGCGAGAAAGAGGAUCAGAACGUACCUCAAGAGUUGUAGGAGAAAUAAACGUGGAAGGGAAGGUGCACCUUGGGACGCGGCUAGACCGACGCCAGCACACUUGACCUCCGUACAGGCUGAGCAAAUUUUAGCGACGGCCUGUGAAAACGAAAGCGACAAUGCUAAGCGUAUGAGGGUCGGUCUUGAACCAGUCUCGCAACCUAUGCCAACGCUUCCGGCUGCCACGCAAACGGACGUACGAUCGAGCUUAGAACAUUUCUCGAGUACACCGGUGAAAUCGCUUCCGGGAAAGAGGGAGGAUACGCCACCAGCAUCUCUAACGUCUCUCGCACCAUUGACCAGUUUGGCGAACUUACCUAGCAGCACUCUGUCCUCAACACCCUUGUCUCUAGCACCCGCAUCGAAGUUACUCACACCAGCGGACAACAAAAGUCUUAUGAGCCAAGCAACGAUAGUCAGUUCGUCGGCGGUUAAUGGAGUUGCCAGUGGCGGUGCACCGACAGCCAUGUACAGACCAAACUUUAGUCAGGCCUUCCAACGUGCCGGUCCCACAACGGUACCACCGACCCUGUCAGCUGGACUCUAUCCUACUCAAAGUUUCACCUCGGGACUACUGAGCAACGGUACACAAAGGCCGACAGACCUGAGCAUGAAGAAUACGAAGCCCUUGCUGAGUCACAAAUUGAACGCGACGGAGAUGACCGCGGUGAGGCAGCUCAUAACCGGAUAUCGGGAAUCCGCAGCCUUUCUCUUAAGGUCCGCCGACGAGUUGGAGCAACUGUUGCUUCAGCAGCCAUAGAGUUACGUGUACGUCGGCAACGUCUAAAUGAACUCGUCUCGCAGAAUUGAUUCCGUCGUCGUCGUCGUCGUCGUCGUCGUCGUCGUCAAAGGGAGCUGGACGAAGAAGCCGGAAGUGGACGGUUCUUUGAAAUCUUUUCGACAUCGAGAGAAGCGAUCGGAUUGGUAGUUGAAUAGUAGAUACGUAUCGGCUGCCUUCCGUUUUCUCCUUCUUCUCUCUCUCUCUCUCUCAUUCUCUCUCUCCCUCUCCCUCUCCCUCUCUCUCUCUCUCUCUCUCUAAUAUAUAUAUAUAUAUAUA
Messenger RNA from Vespa velutina, 3607 nucleotides. Its product is annotated as nucleolar protein 4-like. NCBI's taxonomy places the organism in Eukaryota, Metazoa, Arthropoda, Insecta, Hymenoptera, Vespidae. The record is from RefSeq and is a predicted model, not a curated record. The coding region runs from base 1823 to 3310 and encodes 495 amino acids. The transcript has 9 exons.